AUGGACUUCUUCUUAGAGGCAUCCAUGCUGGGGGGGUGGGACGGCGUGGCCUUACGGCUCGUGGGAGCUGCCGCGCUGGCGGCAGGGCUCCACGCUUGGCGCCAGCAGCCGUUGCUGGCAGAGGAGGCGGCACCUCAGGAAGCCGCUGCCGUCCAGGCAGUCACUGUCGCGGGGCAGGAUGGACCGGCUGGCGUCCCGCAUGCCACAGUAGCCGCGGCACCCGCCGCCGGCCCCAAACAGGAGCAGCAGGAGCAGCAGCAGGAGGAUGAAGAGGGGGCAGAACAGCCCUCGACUAGCAGCCCGGUGCCACCUAGCAGCGAGCCCAGCCUGGCUGCAGUGUCCAGCACGGGCGCUGAACAACAACCAGCAGGAGAUGGCGCUGUUCCCAGCAGCAGUGCAAGUGCGGCAAUGGCCUCGCCCGCGGCAGCCGCACCGCCGGCAGCUCAGCCUGCCAUUGGCACUAGCAAUCCGCCUGAGCAGCCACGGGCGCAACUGCAGCAGCUGGAGCAGGCGGCUGCGGCACCGCAGGCAGAUGGCCCGCCUGCCAGCUUUGACCCCGCUGAUGUCCACCCUGCAGCCCUGGGCUCGCCCUUUGUGCCGCCCUUGCUGGCCCCGGCGCAGCUCGGCGGCGCCGACAACCUGGCAGCAGCAGCUUCGGUAGGCAACACGCUGCCGCCCACCAUCCCUCUGUUCUCCUCGUUUGUCCCGCCACCAGCGUCGGGGGCUUCCGAGGCAGGAGCUGCAGCCCACGUGCAGCUGCCCCCAGCACCGGGCGCACCCGCUGCAGCGCCAGCGAGCCCCAGCAGCGAUGGCGGCGUCAGCGGGGACGGCCCCGGCAGCAGCGGCAGCCAACCCCGCCACCGCCGCAGGCGCUCGCUCCUGUCGGAGGGCCAGCAUGGAUCGCAGCAGACGUCGGGGGAACUAGAGCAGGAGCAGCUUGAUCAGGAGCAGGCGCUGCUAGAGGGGCAGCGCCAGCUGCGGGCCGAUGUGGCGGCCCAGUCUGGCCCCGCUGAGUCUGCAGCUUCCUCGGUGCCAGCUGCAGGGUUCACGCCUGGCCGCCCCGAGUUGCGAGUGGAGCUGCCAUAUGAGGCUGAGUCCCUGGGGCAGCAGCAGCCUGCUGGUUUUGGGGACGCUGCGGGGCUUUACUCCCCGCAGCUCGGCCAGCAGCAGCAGCAGGAGCAGGAGCAGGAGCAGGAGCAGGCUGCCUUGUUCCAGUUCCAGACGCCGCCGCAGCACCAGGGCGCGCCGGGCAGCCGUAGCGUCACGCCGCUGGGCUUCCAGCAGCAGCAGCAGGCAGACGCCGAGGCGGCGGCAGCGGCGGCGGCCGCGGCGGCGGCCUGGGGCACGCAGCAGCAGCAGCAGCAGGCGGCGCCCGGCGGAACAAUGCCAGACUCGGUGGCAGCCGCGCUGCAGCGAGCCGUGCACCUAGCAGCCUCUGGCACCGCCUACCCUGGCAGCAGCGCCGGAGGAGCAGGAGGGCCCCUGCCUGGCCCGCCACCCGGCGCCAGCUCCGCGGGCUUCCCAGGCGGCGUCAGCCUGCGCACCGCCCUCAGCGGCGGCACGUUCCGCAGCGGCAGCGGCCCGCUGAGCUACCCGGGCCAGGCCCCCGGCUUUGCCCACCUGCAGCAGCAGCCGCACGGGCACGGCUUCCAGGGCGGCGGCGGCGGCGGCGACAGCGCCUGGGGCGACCUGGGCGGCGGCUUCAGCAUGCUGGCUGAGCGCAGCAUGACGUCACGCAGCGACAGGCACCUUCCCAGGUUGUCUGAGGAGGUGGAGGGCAUGCGCAGCAGCGUGGACGUGGAUGUGCCUCUGGCCUGCAAGCUGGAUGUGGUGGCGGGGCCGUGCACCAACCGCGGCUACACCAACACAGAGGAUGUGCUGGAGAUCAUCAUCGGGCGCAACCAGGGCACCAACAUGCAGCUGAACGACGGCGAGAUCUCGGGGCAGCACGCGGCGGUGCGGUGGAGCAGCGUGGACAAGUGCUGGAAGGUGGCCGACCUGGGCUCGCUCAACGGCACGCUGCUCAACGGCGAGCCGAUCAGCGUGGCGGGGCGCAAGCGCGGGCGUGACUACCGCCUGUCCACAGACGACAUCCUGCAGCUGGGCAGCUUCACCAAGAUCAAGGUGUCCACCUUCCCGCGGGACCUGCUGGAUCCCAUGCAGUCCCGCUGCGGCAGCCUGCCGGUCGGCUCCAUGCCCAAGAGCCUCACCAUGCCCAAGCACAGGAUCCCCAGCUUCUCCUCCCUGCUCUCGCCCAAGAUCACCAACACCCCCAGUAAGAAGGCGACGGUGGCGGCUGCCAGCGACGAGCUCCGCCUCGAGUGCUGCAUCAUCAGCCGCACGGGGCGCGACCACCAGCGCAAGGGGCAGACCUGCGAGGAUGUGGCUUGCGCCGAGUGCCCGCUGCACGGCUGCGAGGCCGCCCUGGGAUCCGCGCACCCUGCCGCGCUCUUUUGUGUGUUUGACGGCCACUGCGGGCGCGGCGCCGCCGACGCCGCCAGCGUGGCGCUGCCGGACGAGGUUGCCACACACCUGGAGGGCGUGCGCCACGAGCUGCUGGCGGCCGCCGGGGCGGCGGAGAUGCUGCGCCGCGCCUUCCUGGCCACCGACGAGGCGAUCAGCGCGGAGGAGGGGUGCACGGCCACCGCGGUGCUCAUGUGGCGCGACGGCGAGGGCGCGGUGUGCCUGCAGGCCGCCAACGUGGGCGACUCUGCCGCGCUCUUCAUCGACCCCGACACCCAGCACGCCACCGAGCUGACGGAGGACCACCGGCUGACCAACCCGCGCGAGCGGCAGCGCCUGCAGGACAUGGGGAUCCAGCUGGCCAGCAACGCGCGGCGCCUGUACGGGCUCAACCUGUGCCGGGGCCUGGGCGACAAGUUCCUGAAAGACGAGGACCUGGGCCUGUCGGCGGAGCCCCACGUCAGCCCCGUGGUGCGCCUGUCGGAGCAGCAGGGCGGCAUCCUGCUGAUCGCGUCAGACGGGCUGUGGGAUGUGGCGGAUGCAGAGGCCGUCACACAGGCCAUCUGCCAGGCAGACAGGGAGAAGGAUGGCAAUGUGCUGGAGACCACCAACGCAGUCAUCGCGCACGCCCUGAAGCAGCGCACCAAGGACGAUGUGACGGCGCUGGUGGUGCGCGUGUGGCCGGCUAGCGAGUGGGAGCUGCGCUCCCCCACCAAGAACCUUGACGAUGGCGAGGCGGCGGCGUUUGUGAGCUAA
Messenger RNA from Chlorella variabilis, 3219 nucleotides. RefSeq lists its product as hypothetical. Lineage: Eukaryota; Viridiplantae; Chlorophyta; Trebouxiophyceae; Chlorellales; Chlorellaceae. Gene Ontology annotation, molecular function: protein binding; protein serine/threonine phosphatase activity. Bases 1 to 3219 code for a protein of 1072 amino acids. The record is from RefSeq and is a predicted model, not a curated record. Gene Ontology annotation, biological process: protein dephosphorylation. The transcript is spliced from 16 exons.